CUUCUAGCAUUCUGCUUUCAUUUCGUUCAGUAUUCGCAUUUUGUACGCCACAAACAUAUUUUUUAAUAUCUCAAUUAGUGUACCAAUUACUCGGUGAAUAAGUUGCUGAACUACUCAAAUCUCGCAUCAUGGCUUUAGCAAUGCAGAAAAGAAACAAUGUUCGAUUGCCCCCGGAGGUGAAUCGGGUGUUGUAUGUCCGGAACCUUCCCUACAAGAUCACAUCCGAUGAAAUGUACGACAUUUUUGGCAAAUACGGAGCCAUCCGGCAAAUUAGAGUGGGAAAUACGCCGGAAACCCGUGGAACAGCAUUUGUCGUGUACGAGGACAUAUUCGAUGCCAAAAACGCCUGCGACCACUUGUCCGGGUUCAACGUUUGCAAUCGGUAUUUGGUGGUGCUGUAUUAUCAAUCGACGAAGGCUUUCAAACGAUUGGAUGUGGACAAGAAGCAAGAGGAGCUAGAUCAGAUGAAGGCCAAGUACAACAUCAAUUCGGACGAUUUGCGAAAAUAGUUUAAUGUUAGCGGUAAUAUAUGAAAUAGAUUAUAUUUAAUCUUUUUGAUCUAUGUAUAAACUCUAUUGAAAAUAAACUAAGAUAUAAUGGUAAGUAAAAUCAUA
Messenger RNA from Aedes aegypti (yellow fever mosquito), 614 nucleotides. RefSeq names its product splicing factor 3B subunit 6-like protein (gene Sf3b6). NCBI's taxonomy places the organism in Eukaryota, Metazoa, Arthropoda, Insecta, Diptera, Culicidae. Gene Ontology annotation, molecular function: mRNA binding. The record is from RefSeq and is a predicted model, not a curated record. Gene Ontology annotation, cellular component: cytoplasm; ribonucleoprotein complex; nucleus. Bases 129 to 509 code for a protein of 126 amino acids. The transcript is spliced from 3 exons.